AUGGCAAACGGCUCAAUCUUGUACCCAUUGCUCGUCGUUUGUCUCCUCGUCAGCUCGUCCUUCCAAUCUUUACAUCGACACGAUGGAGAUUCGGAGAUGCCAUUCUUAACACUGGGCAUGGACAAAUCUUUCCAUGGAUGUGAUCAGAACCUUGAACUGAAAGAAGCUUCUUGCAGCAAUAAAGACCUGGACACGGUUCCCCAGAAUCUUUCUGAGGAUACCGAGGUGCUUGACUUAUUUAAGAACAAUAUCACCAAACUCUUGAACUCCUCGUUUGAAGUAUACCCUCUAAUCAACACAUUGGACAUUUCUUAUAACGAUGUAAGAACGAUAGAAUCCGCCACUUUUUACCCCCUCAAGGGCUUAAUGGACCUGGACCUAUCCGCUAACUCGCGUCUUGUGCUUCCAGCUACAGGCGUCUUUAUGAUGUCUUCACGUCUUUCCAUUCUCGUAUUAGCAUCAUUAAACUUGGAGUCGCUCCCCAAUGACAUUCUAAAAUGGAUUCCAAAUCUAGAUGUUGCUGAUCUGACCUCCAACCAGCUUUCCUUUAUCAAUGUAAGUUCUUGUGGAAUGGUCGACAGUGUACUCCUGACUGGUAAUCUACUACAACACCUUACGGCGAGCGAUUUCACCUUUUCGUGCCACACCGUUACUCUAGAUCUUAGAUAUAACCAUAUCCAAUCAGUAGACCCUGGUGUGAUCGCAUCACUACAUGUUCGCUCUCUGUAUCUAGGUGGCUACCCUUUGAGUGACAAAGUGUGGGCGAACAUCAUCCUCGGAAUCUCAAGAUCAGACAUCGAACAGCUUACAAUCCUAGAAGGCUCCAUUGGUGCGUUUCCUAAAGGUUUCUUUGAUCCUCUACGUGACUCAUCCCUCUCUGUUCUAGACUUCUUCAACAACGAACUGCAAAGCCUCCGUCCUUUAGUCUUCUCAAAUUUGACAAAACUCAGAGAACUCAGAUUCAGAUAUAACCAACUCCCCAUAGACGAAAUUCAACCAGAUUUUUUCGAAGGCAUGAAUGCAUUAAAGGUACUGACAAUCCACGACAACCGACUCACAAUUCUUUCCUUGGCCAACAACAGAUUAACGCGCCUUAACCAAAGCACUUUCAAGCCGAUCUUUUCCUCUAUUUCAUCACUUGAUCUAUCAAAGAAUCCAAUUGAUUGUAACUGUGAUCUAAAGUGGCUUAUUGAUUGGUUAAAUGAACAUAUACGCCUGAAAGAAAAGGACAAGACUAUCUGUUCGUCAGCAUCUCUGGAGCCUCUCCGUCAGAAACCCCUGCUUGAUUUUGAACCAAAUGAACUCUGUAUAAUAAACUAUGGUCUAUUCUCUCUGAUUCCCCUCGCCUCCAUUAGCUUGGUUGUAAUCAGCGUGCUGUUGUACCACUACCGAUGGCAGUUGAGGUACAAACUAUUUCUCUUGAAACUGGCCGUACUGGGCUAUAAAGAGAUGCGAGACGCUCGAGAUCACAAUGACUACGAGUUUGACGUGACCAUCAUUUUCUACGACGAUGACGAAGAAUGGAUUCGCGAACAGCUCAGACCGGCCCUCGAAGAACGGCUUCCACAGUUUCAGAGGAACGUCUUCGGUGACGAAGACCUUGUAUUGGGUAUGCAUUACUUAGAUUCUGUCGAUUACGUGGUGAGCCAUAGUUACAAGACCAUCAUAGUGCUUAGCAGAGCUGCUGUGCGCGACCACUGGUUCAUACUCAAGUUCCGUACGACCAUGGACCACGUGAGUGACACUUUGACUGAAUUCGUAGUCGUGGUUUUCCUCGAAGACAUCCCAGAUGAUGAAAUGCCAUUCUUGGCGAGGUUGUAUCUCAGUGAUGGCAGACCCUAUAUUCACUGGACUGAGAACGUAAUAGGACAACAAUAUUUCUGGGUUGAAUUGACCAAAAAUCUUACCAUUAAUCUAAGGACGAAUGACUUGAUCCCAAACGAGUAG
Messenger RNA from Strongylocentrotus purpuratus (purple sea urchin), 1947 nucleotides. RefSeq names its product slit homolog 2 protein-like. Bases 1 to 1947 code for a protein of 648 amino acids. Gene Ontology annotation, biological process: signal transduction. Gene Ontology annotation, molecular function: protein binding. The transcript has 2 exons. Lineage: Eukaryota; Metazoa; Echinodermata; Echinoidea; Camarodonta; Strongylocentrotidae. The record is from RefSeq and is a predicted model, not a curated record.